This is a messenger RNA of Cladocopium goreaui, 1155 nucleotides long. Lineage: Eukaryota; Dinophyceae; Suessiales; Symbiodiniaceae. The record is from the annotation of a GenBank genome assembly.
AUGGAACGGCCUCAAGCAGGUGCUCUGGGAGACGUUCCAAUACCAAGGGAGAGGACGCCCUCACCCUUGCGUGCGGUGGGAGAUGUUAGAUCGGCACCAGCUCCAGCCAGGGAUUUUGAUAUCUCACCCGACACCACCGAUGUGAUCUAUGCAGAAGAUGAGGAGGUCUUCCGAGAAACAGCCGUUCGAGAGCUGCUGAAGUUGGGAUUCCUUAGGCAAAAUAUUCGCGAGGCCGACAAUGGCCUCGAAGCGUUAGAGCACCUCGCGCGCUUCCAAAACGAGGGCCACAUCACAAAGCCCCUUCUGGUGCUUCUGGAUGUCAGAAUGCCUGGCAUGGACGGGCGAGAAUGUGCAUUGCAGAUUCAAGAGCUUGUGAAACAGAAGCAGCUUCGAAGGGAACCGUAUGUGGUAUGCAUCUCUUCCAUUGCGAGACAGGUAGAGGUUGAUGAAGGAGGUGGCAAUUUUCAAAUUGUGUUGCCAAAGCCUAUAACAGUCCAAUUCAUUGAGGAUUCCUUUGAACACCUCAGACAAUGGUGGACAUUAGGUUUCGGUCGACAGCUUCCAGCUUGGAAGAACUUUAAAGCUGAAUCGAUCGAUAUUAUAGCAGCUGAUGAGGAGCCUGUAUGCCGAAUGGCAUCACAACUGGCUUUUGUACAGGUGGGUGUGCAGCAAGCUGCAGUGGUCGAUGUGGAAUCAGAGGAAGAGCUCAUAGAACAGCUGGCCGAAGUGCAGGCAGGGGAUCAGACCCGCCCUUUGAUCCUCUUGCUGGGAAAAGAGGAGUGGGCGAGCCAGGUGUACGAGUGGGUCGAGGAGCAAAAGCGUGGACAGGCCUUGCGGCGUGCCCCCUUUGUGGUUUGCACCUCUGUGGAUAGUGAUCGCAUUGGGGCCUCCGUGUCCAAUGAACUCUUUCAUGCGUUCCUGCCACGAAAUUUUGUGCAGAAGGACGUCAAGUGGAGUCUUGAAUAUUGCAGGCAAGCGAGGGGCCAUCGAGAGGAAGUGGAGCGAUGCUGUGAAACCUCAGUCUCUCCCUUGUCGUCGCAUCGCUUCCGCUAUCUUUCGCUACAACGUUUGGAAGUAGCACUACUACAUUACUUUGCACAUCUUUGCAUUGCCUUACAUAAUCUGUGCAUGUUGCAUGAUUUUACAACAUGUUAA